GCAUAAUAUAAAUGAAGAGAUGUCAACUCAACGUGAUUGGGGUCAAUUUUAUCAACGUCUUGAUUAUGUUAUCGAAUUUAAGGGUAUUUGGCAUGAUGAGAUAGAUCUUCGUACUACUGAGUUAAUUUUUCAUAAAGGUUGUGGUGCAGGAAUUGAACAAAAAUCAAGAUGCACUACUGCCGCAAAAAGAAAACCUAACAAGCGAUUGAAGCGUCGAAUCGAAAAAUUUAUAAACGAUUCAGAUCAUGAUGAUGUUAUAGAAAUGACCGAUGAGUAUGCUAGUAGUCAAGGUCGAUCAUUUUUAACACGACAAGAAAUUAUAGAAAAGCAAAAUAAAGAAAGCCAUCAUCUCAAUGAGGAGAAUGCGAAUAUUUAG
Molecule: messenger RNA, 376 nt
Organism: Dentiscutata heterogama
Lineage: Eukaryota; Fungi; Glomeromycota; Glomeromycetes; Diversisporales; Gigasporaceae
Source: the annotation of a GenBank genome assembly